This is a messenger RNA of Mucor mucedo, 3214 nucleotides long. RefSeq lists its product as uncharacterized. The transcript is spliced from 6 exons. Lineage: Eukaryota; Fungi; Mucoromycota; Mucoromycetes; Mucorales; Mucoraceae. The coding region runs from base 12 to 3056 and encodes 1014 amino acids. Gene Ontology annotation, biological process: endoplasmic reticulum to Golgi vesicle-mediated transport; intracellular protein transport; COPII-coated vesicle cargo loading. Gene Ontology annotation, cellular component: endoplasmic reticulum exit site; COPII vesicle coat. The record is from RefSeq and is a predicted model, not a curated record. Gene Ontology annotation, molecular function: zinc ion binding; SNARE binding.
CUUCUUAUCUAAUGCAGCAACCUUCACCUGUAUCGCAGUCUGCACAAAGGCCUCCCCCAGGACAACAACCCGUCCGCCCUAUGGGUUUUAGACCUCAAGGAGUACCAGCUGGUUUCCGUCCUCCCAUGCAACCUAGACCGGGAUUUCAAGCACCUAAUGGAGGCACUCCCCCUCCUCAUCCGGGGCUUCCUGGUGGCAUCCGUCCAGGUUUUGUACCUAAUCAAGCUCGACCUAUGAUGAGACCCGUAGGUCAGUCACCUAUUCAACCACAUGCUCGUCCUAGCCUUGGAAGUCCUGUUGUCGCCGCUGCUUCUCCUAUUCAACAACACCAGCAACCACAACAAAUACACCAACAGCAACAGCAACAACAACAACAACAACAGGAGCCACCAAUGUCACCCACAGCACAACACUCCACUGCUGAGCAUCAUAGAAGAAAGAGAAUGUAUCCUGAACAAAUUACAAAGGCAUACUCUGGAGACGUGCCCACUUCGCCUGGAUACCCUCCUAUACAACAACAACAACAAUAUGGCUCACCUGCCAUGUCAGCACAGCAACCCGUACAACAGCAGUUUGUUUCUCCCAUGGGUACACCCGCUGUCGGAUCCCCUUACACUCAACCUCAACAACCUUUACAACAACAACAGGCAUAUGGUCAACAACAACAGCCUGCUUACAACGCGUAUAAUCAAGAUCCUGUUAACCAGAUGUCAUCUCAAUUUGGAAACAUGAGUGUGGGUGCUCCUCCUGCCACAGUCACUCCCGCUGUUCCUUUGUUAGGUGCUCGCCCUCAGAUUGCAGACAUUGGAUAUUCUGGACCUGCCAUUCGUUUACCACCUAACAUUUCAGUAACCGAUUCUCCUAAUGUUAAUUGCGAUCCUUCUUACCAAGCUUCGACCAUUAAUGCUAUCCCCGCAACCGAAGCUUUAUUGAAGAAAUCAAGAUUGCCUUUUGCGCUUGUCUUGGCACCUUAUAGAAGUUUGAAGGAAGGGGAUGAACCCGUCCCAGUUGUAAAAGAUAGCGUAAUUGCUAGAUGUAGACGUUGUAGAACUUAUAUCAAUCCUUUCGUUACAUUUGUAGAAGGUGGUCAACGUUGGAAGUGUAAUAUGUGUUUCUUGUUGAAUGAUGUACCCGCAGCAUUUGAUUAUGACAACCAAACACAACAACCUGCCGAUCGAUGGAAGAGACCCGAAUUAAACUAUGGUUGUGUUGAAUUCGUUGCACCAACUGAAUAUAUGGUGCGCCCUCCUCAAGCCCCCUCCUUUGUUUUUGUGAUUGAUGUCUCUUAUUCUGCCAUUCAAUCUGGUAUGUUGGCAACUGCUGCCCGUACUAUUCUUGACUCUCUUGAUCGUUUGCCCAAUUAUGAAAGUCGCACUCGUGUCGGUAUUAUUACUGUUGAUUCUGCUAUUCAUUUUUACAACUUGAACCCCAGUUUACCUGAGCCUCAAAUGUUGAUUGUCUCUGAUUUAGAUGAUAUCUACUUGCCCCAACCUAAUGAUUUAUUAGCCAAUUUAACCGAAAGUAUGCAAACUUUGAAAACUUUAUUGGAAAAGUUACCCGAUAUGUUUAAGGACUCCGUUAAUGUUAACAACGCUUUGGGUACUGGUCUUCAAGCUGCAUUCAAGAUGUUAUCUCCUGUCGGUGGUAAAAUUAUUUGCUUGCAAUCCACUUUACCCAACACAGGUACCGGUACUUUGAAACCCCGUGAAGAUGUUAAACUUCUCGGUACAUCUAAGGAAUCCACUCUUCUUACCGCUGCUUCUCCCUUCUACAAGUCUUUUGCUGUGGACUGCUCCCGUUCUCAAGUUGCUUGUGACAUGAUCAUCUUUGGUGGUCAGUAUUCUGACGUUGCUUCCCUUAGUUGUGUUCCCCAUUAUACUGGUGGUCAAACAUACUACUACCCUGGAUUCAAUGCUAGUCGUACCGAAGAUGCUCUCAAGUUUGCCCACGAGUUCUCUGAAUUAUUAGCUGAACAAAUUGGUUUAGAAGCUGUUAUCCGUAUCCGUGCUUCUCGUGGUUUGCGUAUGAGUGCUUUCCAUGGUAACUUCUUCAUCCGUUCCUCUGAUCUUUUGGCUCUUCCUAAUGUGCCUCGUGACCAAAACUAUGUCGUUGAGGUUACUAUGGAGGAUGAUCUUAAGGUUCCUACUGUUUGUUUCCAAACUGCUUUAUUACACACCUCUUGUACCGGUGAAAGACGUAUCCGUGUUAUCACUAUGUGCUUGCCUGUCAGUAAUUCUAUUUCUGAAUUAUAUGCCAGCGCUAAUCAACAAGCUAUUACAGCAUAUCUCGGAGUCAAAGCCGUUGAACGUGCUCUUACUUCGAAGCUCGAUGAUGCUCGUGAUGCCAUCGUCAACAAGAUCGUUGACAUUUUGGGCGUUUAUAAGACUCACGUUUUAGGAUCAGGUCAAGGAUCCACACCUCAAUUGACAGCUCCUGACAAUCUCAAACUUCUCCCAUUGUUUGCUCUUGGUUUGAUCAAGCACGAUGGUUUGCGUCAAAGCUCUCAAAUCCCUACCGAUAUGAGAUCCAAUGCUAUGAACAUGUUAAACACCAUGCCUUUACAACUUUUGAUUCCCUAUCUUUACGCCAAUCUUUAUUCUUUACAUAAUAUGCCAGCUGAUGCUGGAGAAAUCACUGAAAAUGGUGUUGUAUUCCCUCCUGCUUUGAAUUUAACUGCCGAGAACUUGGAAGUUCAUGGAUGUUACCUUUUAGAAAAUGGACAAAAUAUUUACUUGUGGGUUGGACGUAAUGUUGUUCCUCAACUUUGUGCUGAUCUUUUCGAUGUCAAGUCUUAUGAAGGAUUAAAGGGUGGCAAGGUCACUUUGCCUAUUCUCGAAACUCCCCUUAAUAGAAAGGUCAAUACAUUAAUCGGCAAACUGAGGGAGAUGCGUCGUGGUAAUUACUACCCUACACUUUAUUUAGUUAAGGAAGAUGGCGAUCCUUAUCUCAGAUUAUGGUUCUUGGCUCAUUUGAUUGAAGAUCGCACAGAUAACAUUAUGAGUUAUCAACAAUUUUUACAACAUAUUAAGGAUAGAGUCGGUUCAGCAUCAUUCUAAAAAAAAAAACUUAAAAAAACUACGAACAAAAAAUGGAAGGGGAAAUAAAAGAGAAAUUCAUUUUUAUUAUUUCCUUUCAUAAUUAUUAUAUCUUCUUUUGGCCUAUUUUUUCUUAUUCUUUUUCCCUAAAAAUAUUAAUAAAACAUUCUUAAAAUAUU